AGAGUGAAUAAGCAUCCUCCUCUUAGCCAGGAAGGCAAGGACGAGCCAAGAUGCAAUUCGAAUCGCCAGGCCGGCUGGAACAGCGGAUCGCGGCCAACAUGGCCGACGAGUCGGAUGAUCUGUCGCUCGGUGUCGCUCGAAGAGCGCCCUCUAUGGGCUCGCUGUCGUCCGUGACGGAUGAAGCCUCUUUCUCUCGCGGCGACGACGGCGACGAGAGCACGCAAUACUACGAUGAUGUCGGGCAAAGGAGCAAUCCGAACACGGAUACGAUCAGGUCUGGAGGCUCCAACACUGCCGUGCUACGACCAGCAAAUCGGAUGGUCAACGUCAUUCCAUCGGGUCAGAAUCUGGAUGUGUCUCGGGCCAGUAGUAGCAAGGCGAGCGCAAGCGGUCAGAUGAUCAAUUCCAAUGCCACCUCCAGAGAUCAGCCAUCGAAGAGCGUAUCCAUCAGCGGUAGUGCUUCUGACGAUGAUACCUCUCGAGACAAUGACGAGAGCAGUGCGCUAGAGCCACAGUCGCUUCGGCAAAGAGGCGCCGACGAAUCAGCUGGCGAAGCAGAGAGCAGCGCCGUGGUCUCGUCGCCCUCGUCCGAGAAGCUGGCGAGGCGGACAAGAUCUACCACACCAUCUUCUGCACGAGGGAGCCCAGCAAUGACCACGAUGACGCCGCGAGCAAAGCCGGCGGACCAGGAGAGGAUGAAAGCGUACUUGCUCAACAGCGUCAAAAACAUCAACCCGCUACGUGAGCAGCAGCUUCGCCACAUGACGCCCAAGCGGAAUCUCUUUGGCACACCAGCACACACACCGGGAGACGCAUCGUCAAUUGGCGACAGCUCUCCUGCGGCCGGGGCCGGACAGUCCGAUCGUCUUGGCAGAGUCAACGCGAUGCAAGCCGGCCGGACGCCGCUCCCCAGCUACCUGCACCGUCCCUCUCCUCUCAGCGCAGUUUCCAACGCUGCCACCCCGAGACCUGGCGGGACCGAUACUGACAGCCAGAUAUCCGACACAUCUUCGACAAGAGAUCUUACCGUGCCUGCUCGCAUGCGACCCAAUACCUCGUUUCCUGGUGUGGGUAUUCAAGACGGCGCCCACAACAACGGUGGCGCCCGUGUGGACAGCGCCAGGCUCCAAGGCUACCUUCACAAGAUCAACAUUCAGCUUGAGGAGGAAAACGUUGUUCUUAAAGAGGAAGUGGAGACGCUGCGACGACAGUUCAACAAAGCACUCAAAGAUAACGAACGGCUCAGAAGCGAAGCAGAGCCUGGCGAAGACGAUGGUCAAAGUGGGUCAACGAGCUCUUCGAAAUACGCCCGGGCGAGAAUCGAGGAGCUGGAGCAUGGCCAGAACGAGCUAAAUGACCUCCUCGACGAGCGAGAAGACGAGCUGGCGCAGGCACAGGACAAGAUUGAGGAGCUCGAGACCAAGCUUUCCAGGGGCGGACAGGGAGAGGCUGGCAGCAACGGCACAAUCGUCGAAGAGCUGCGCGAUCGGAUUGCCGAGCUAGAGGAAGAGCAGCAGCAUGGCGAUCGCGAAAAGUCGCACGCCGGAGGCUUCGAAGAGCGACUGCGCGAAGCCAUGAGGGAGGCCGACGACAUGGCUCGCGAAGCCGAAGAGGUACUGAUCAAGGAGCGUGACAACAUUGCCAAGGAGCUCGACGAGGUCAGGGCCCAGCUUCAGGCUGCCGAAGCACGUCACAACCGAGCAAGCAGAAGGGAAGCUGAGACCAACACGAGCACCGACGAAGAAGUCGGCUUGGAGCGCAUUGAGAGGCUUGAGCGUCGCUUGGCUGAGAGCGAGUUUCAGCGCGAAGAGGCCAUUGACCGCGAAGCCAAGCUUGAUGAGCUGUGCAAAGAAAUGGAAGACAAGAUCGUGGAGCUGGAGCAGGAGCUCGGGGAUCAGCACGACUUGAUCGAACAGGUCAAGGAACUUGACGAGGAGAACAUCCGCCUGGACGAGGCCAUCCUGAAGGCUCACGAAGAACUCGAUGACGCAAAGAGCCGGUUGAGUGAUAUGGGUAUCGCCGUGGACGAAAAGGAAAACGAGAUCCAGCGCCUUACGAUGCAGCUCCGUCAGACGCAGCCGAACAAGGACGGCAAAACCGGAUCAGAACCAUCGAGAGCUGAAUUUGCCGCGCUCAAGGACAAGCUACUGAAGCUCGAAGCGGAGUUGGCGGAAGCCAACAAGCCACUCUUGGGCUCCGAACAGCCAACGCCGGUCCAUCGAUCGAUUGCGGCGCUCAAGAUGUCCACCCUCCGCACACCCAAGUCUCCAGGCGAGCUGAGCAAUGCUUCUUGGCUCUACAACGAAUCCUCGCUUGGCGAUCGCGGUGUUGUCGAGCACAUUCACGAGCUGGAAAAGAAGCUCGAUGAUGCCAAUGCUUCCAUUGACGAAAAGCUCCAAGAGCUCGACCGACAGGGCAUGAGCCACAUGACGUUGGCUCGUAAGCUCGCCGACGCCCACCUUCGCAACGAGGCACUCGAGAAGGAGCUCGCGAGCCUACAGGGACGAGGAAGUCAUCUGGAAGCGAUCAAACACAGACUCGCUCGCCUCCAGUGCCCUGACUGCCGCUCGCGCUUCGAUGGAAGGGAGCAGGUGCGCGUGGACUCGAAUGCGUCGGCAGCUGCCCCUGGCGCCGAUGAGUCGUCUCUGUCAUCCGUGGGUAACCGCUCUGCGUUGCGAUCCUCAACAGCGAGCCGAGCCGAAGCGCUGCAGGCCGUGUCAGCCCAGCUCGAAGAGCUGAAGCGGAGAUGGGCGGUGGACAUGGCCAAGUUGACGCAAGACCGCGAAGUCCUACAAUUCGAGCGGAAAGAGUUCACCGCCGAGCGAAGUGCGCUGCAGGGCGAGAAUCGGCGGCUGCGGGAGAAGGCCAUCGAGGCCGACGUAGCGAGGCGGGAGGCGGCGCGAAAGGUGCAGGAGGCGACGCAAAGGGAGCUGCAGAGAGCUAAAGAAGCAAUCGUCAGCUUCGAGGCGGAGCUCAGAGGGGACAGAAACAGGCUACAGGCCCUGUUGAGGCAAAGCGCCUCCUCGGCAGACGUCAGCACAGAGGUCGAAAUCGAGCUAGGACGGACAGAGGCGAGGCUGAGAGAGGUGGACCGGGAGCUCAAGAGCAAAGUCGAGAUGCAUGAGCGUCUGCAGGAGGAGCUGCUGGAGAAGAGCCAGGUGGGACAGGAGCUGCCCUGGCAGGUCUACAUGCUCGAAGCCCAGGUUCGUCAACUUUCCAACGACGUGGGCGCCCUCCGCAAAGAGCGCUCAGCAAUUCUGGAUCAGCGGCAAAGGCUCCACGCGAAAUACCGAAGCGAGCAUGAUCGCAUGGAGAAUGCCUAUGCGGAACUGUCCUUGGCCAGGGAAGCUAUGCUAGCCCAUCAGGUGCAGCUCGACGAGCAAAUUGAAACGAUUGAGGGCCUCCACGCUGCGCUAAUGUCCAGAAAUCGAGAGCUGGAGAGCGCUGUGGACGACCGGGACAGGCUCAAAGAGCAGCGCAGGGAGAUUCUCGACGACGUUGGAUUGCUCGAGAGCGAUCUGAAGCGAGUGCGAGAAGAAAGCGAGCGCUUUGGCAUUGAUUUGCAACGGCUACGGGAGGAAAAGAGCAGGAUGAAGGAGGAGCAAAGGAAGAUCGAUGAAGAAAGGGCCAAGGUGGAGAAGGACGAUGCGGCAAAGCGGCACGAGCGACAAAGGCAGAUUGAAAUGGAGCAACGGCGCAUCGAGGAUCAGAUCAAGAUCUCCCAGCUGACGGAGAAGCUCGAGGAGGUGCGACGACGGGCGGCACAAGACGAUACGAGGCUUCAUGAGGAGCAUCGAAGACAGUGCCAGGGUCUGCUGCUCCAGAUCCGGUACCUGAAGGCCAAGCUCGGGAGAGAGAGCGACCUGAGGCAGGACGUCGUCCACCAAAAGAGCUACCUGCUCCAGCUCGUUGGUGGGCUUGAGCUGGGUGAAGAGGCCACGAACCGCUUCGUGGCCGACCUUCAGCGGUCCAGGCGCCGCCAUCAACAUGGCGUUGCGGAGGAGAACGCGCCCAGAUCCAAAGGACAGGAAGCCAGAAGAAGAUGGGCAAAGGUCCAGACGGUCGUCUUGGCCGUCUGCAGGGCCAGGCUCAUGGCGAAGAAUUGGGCCCAGACGCGGCGCGUUGGAGCGGCCCUCAAAGAGGCGCAUUGGGCCGCAAAGAAGGAGAGUGGCUACCGGCAACUGCAGCAUAAGCAGCAGCAACAGCAGCAAAGUUGAUUCGAUCUUUGUCUUUAUGUCUUAUUCUGCACCGAUACCGACAUUUACGUUCCAAUUCAUUCAUUCAUUCAC
Acaromyces ingoldii is the source of this 4289-nucleotide messenger RNA. RefSeq lists its product as hypothetical. The transcript is spliced from 2 exons. Bases 99 to 4217 code for a protein of 1372 amino acids. Lineage: Eukaryota; Fungi; Basidiomycota; Exobasidiomycetes; Exobasidiales; Cryptobasidiaceae. The record is from RefSeq and is a predicted model, not a curated record.